AUGGAUGAUUUUUAUAAACCUCCAUAUUCAUCAGCAGCUUCAACGAUACCACCAGUACCACCUCACCCUGCUUCGUUGGGAAAUGUUGAAGUUGUUAAAAUCUUGAUGAAUGCUAAUGUUAACGUUGAAAGUUGUAAUAGAGAAAAUGCAGCCUCUCUUAUCAUUGCGGCUUAUAAUGGUCAUGCUGAUGUUUGUUGUGAACCUACCGAUCACGGAGUACCAGGAAGGUUUCUUACAACGAUACCGCAACACCCAAUUGAAAAGAAUAUUUUGAUUCAAAACAUUUAUCCAGAGAUUCCAAUCAAUAAUACAAAAGGAUAUUUGAUGUCAUUAAAUCGUAAAGAUUCAAGACGUACAAUAAUUCAACCACCACAUUUAACUCCUUCGGUAUUAUUUUCAUUGGCAGUCACGGCAUGUUUUUGUAAUCCUUGCCUUUUCACCAUUG
This is a messenger RNA of Funneliformis mosseae, 445 nucleotides long. NCBI's taxonomy places the organism in Eukaryota, Fungi, Glomeromycota, Glomeromycetes, Glomerales, Glomeraceae. The record is from the annotation of a GenBank genome assembly.